AGGAGCAAUAUUAGUUUUUGUUUCCCAAUUUUAACUACAUCGAGUGUUCUUCAUUUUUGGUCUUAAUUUUCUGAUUGAGCUUAAAUUCAAAUAAUUUAUAAAUCAAAUAUUGAAUUUAUCAUGUCUCUAAUUGAGGAUUGUGAACGUUAUUUUCUCUCAAAAUCUUUAUAUGAUGUUCUUUCAGUAGAAAAUACUGCGACAGCAGAGCAAUUAAAACAGGCUUAUAAGAAGAUGUCGCUUCUUGUUCAUCCAGAUAAAGCUGUUGAGCACAACAGAGAAGAAUGUACUCGUAAAUUUCAAAUUUUAUCUAAAGUGCAUAGCAUUUUGUCUGAUUCUGAGAAACGUCAACUUUAUGAUGAAACAGGUAUUGUUGAAGAUGAAAAUAAUGCAUCCAUGGAUGAUGCAAGCCCAGAAUUUUGGGAAAAUUACUGGAGAGCUUUAUUUCCUAGAAUAACUAUUAGUGCUAUAGAGAAGUUUUUGGCUAAUUAUAAAGGUUCUGAUGAAGAAAAGGAAGAUCUCAAAAAUGCAUACAUGAAGGCUAAAGGUGACAUGGAUAAAAUUAGUGAGAUAUUUAUUGGAUAUACCAUAGAAGAGGAAGACAGACUAUGUAUGAUCUUAAAGGAAAUGAUUAAGCAAAAGGAAGUUCCAUCAUAUCCAAAAUUCAAGAAUGAGUCACCUACCAAAAAGGCAGCUAGGAAGAAAAGACAUACAAAAGAAACUGCUGAAGCAGGGGAAGUAAUGAGGUCUCUUGCUACAAGUAUUCAAGAAAGGAAGGUUGAAAGAGAACGUGGAUUUAAUGACAUGAUUGCUAGGUUGGAAGCUAAAUAUGCGAAAAAAGAUACUGGAAGAAAGAAAAUGAAAAAUUAAACAUUCCUUCUCUUUUCGUAUUUAUAUAAUUUUUCUUAGUGAAAGUAAUGCUUGUAUAUAUUUAAUUUGUGUUUGCUACACUCAUUUCAGAUUAUUUCCAUGUCGUUCUUAUGUAUAAUAUUUUUUAGGAUGGUUCUUGAUAUGUUUUUAGAAGUUUUCUCUGCAAAACAGUGAAUAAAUUCAUCACUUUUAUCAAAUAUCAA
Argiope bruennichi is the source of this 1070-nucleotide messenger RNA. RefSeq names its product dnaJ homolog subfamily C member 9-like. Bases 121 to 867 code for a protein of 248 amino acids. Gene Ontology annotation, molecular function: heat shock protein binding. The record is from RefSeq and is a predicted model, not a curated record. Gene Ontology annotation, cellular component: cytoplasm; nucleus. Lineage: Eukaryota; Metazoa; Arthropoda; Arachnida; Araneae; Araneidae. The transcript is spliced from 5 exons.